AAGGGGGAAGAAAAGUCGAGAGAGACGAGGAAUAACUAGCAAACUAGCGACCAAGGACCGAUGAUCGAGAAGACUUGAUAAAUUGAGGAAGAGGAAGAAGAGAAGACUAGAUAAAUUGAGGAAGAGGAAGAAGAGCAGCAACGAUGGCGAUGGUGGUGCGGGAAGAGAAGAACAUUGAAGAGGAGUUGAACUACUCGAUUCUGCUGUCGGAGCGCACCCGGAAAGCCGCGGAGGAAUCCGAGUCUUUCAAGCAGGAAUGCUCCGAAGUCGGCAAGCGUGUGGAACGCUUGAGCCAGAUGCUCCGAAACGUCGCGUGCCUCUCCACCUCAUCGUCCACGACAUCGUCAACGUCUUCGUCCUCGUCUUUAUCUUCUUCAAUCUACGAUCGUCCAAUCCGCCGCAUCGUCUCGGAGGCCGUCAAGAAUCUGGAACGGGCCCUCACUCUCGUCCGCAAGUGCAGGCACAGCGGCGUCCUCCGACGCGUCGUGACUAUCACCAGUACCACCGACUUCCGCAAGGCCCUCAACCUCCUUGAUGCCUCCCUCGGCGACAUGCGCUGGCUCCUCAGCGUCUUCGAUUCCGAGGACGGCGGUGGCUGCAGCAUCGUCCUCAGUCUCCCCCCCAUCGCCAGCAUCGACCCUAUACUCUCCUGGGUUUGGAGCUACGUGGCAGUCAUCCAGAUGGGGUCCACUCUCCCUGACCGCAUCGAGGCCGCUAAUGCCCUCGCCUCCCUCGCCCAAGACAACGACCGCAACAAGAAGAUCAUCAUCGAGGAGGGCGGCAUCCCGCCCCUCCUCAAGCUCUUGAAGGAGUCCGCUUCCCCUGAUGCUCAGGUUGCUGCCGCUACUGCCCUCACCAACCUCGCCACCGACUGUGAGCGGGUGCGUCAGAUAGCUGUGGCUCUCGCCAUCCCCAUCGUUGUCCAUGUGCUCAGUGAAUCCCCCGCAAGGGUGCAGAUUCAAGUGGCGUCCCUCAUGGCGAGGAUGGCGGACCAAGACCCUGCUUCCCGGGAGGAGUUUGCGAGGGAGAACGCGAUCCGUCCCCUUGUCUCUCUCCUUUCUAUUGACCUUGUGUUGGAAGAUCCCAAGAAUGCUGCCGCUACUGCCUCCAAGCAGCCCACCAGCAUCCAUUCGCUGGUCCAGAUCAACAAGGAGAUGGCCAUGGCUGCUCGAUUGCAUAAUCACCAUUCGAAUUCCCUGCAUUCCUCUGAGGGAAGCAGUCGUGGGAGGGACCACCACCGGAGAGACAGGGAGCAGGAGAACCCUGAGGUGAAGCUUGAGCUCAAGAUCACCUGCGCUGAGGCCCUUUGGAUGCUUGCCAAGGGCAGCGUGUCCAACAGCCGUCGGAUAACCGAGACCAAAGGGCUCCUCUGCUUGGCCAAGAUCAUUGAAAUGGAACACGGGAAGCUGCGUUUCAAUUGCUUGAUGACGGUGAUGGAAAUUGCAGCCGUGGCAGAAUCCAAUGCUGACCUCCGGCGCGCGGCGUUCAAGACGAAUUCCAUCCCCGCCAAGGCGGUCGUUGAUCAGCUCCUCCGGGUGAUUCACGAGGUUGGUAGCAGUCCAGCAAUGCAAAUUGCUGCCAUCAAAUCGAUUGGGUCAUUGGCUCGCACAUUCCCAGCAAGAGAGACCCGAGUCAUCAGGCCGCUUGUUCAACAGCUCAGCAAUAUAGAUGCAGAGGUGGCUAUGGAAGCUGCCGUUGCCUUGGGGAAGUUUUCCAGUCCGGAGAAUUUCCUCUGUGGAGAGCAUUCCAAGGCAAUCAUUGAGUUCGACGGGGUCCCUCCUCUCAUGAGACUGCUGAGGUCUAAUGAAAAGGUGAAGGUGCAUGCACUGAUUCUCCUAUGUUACCUGGCAUUGCAUGUGGGCAACAGCAAAGAGCUGGAACAUGCAAGGGCGUUGACUGCUCUGGAGCUGGCAGGCCGUUCCUCGUCGGUUCAGCAUCCUUCCUUGAAAGAACUGCUUCCGAAGGCCAUUUACCACCUCGAGCUCUAUCAGGCGGGAGCACAUCCCAACAGAGAAUCAUAUGCCACAUGAAUGCCAGUGCUCUUAGCUGUUCGUGCUGUGUGGAAUAUCUGUCUUUCUCUUCGCCAUGCAGAAUCAGCCAAUUAUUACUGGCUAUUUCAGAUUGUAUUCACUCAAUGAGCCUGAAAUGAUCGGAAGGAGGCAAUGUGCAUAAUCAGUCUUGGAGCCUCAAUGGGAGGGUGGAUGAAUGCAUGGUUUUGUAAUUCAAAACAAAGAUGAAUGAUUGGAGGAUGUAAAUAUUCUUCUUAGUCCCACACAUUUAGAUUUUUUCUUGUCUUCAUGGAAAUUUAUUGAAUUUUUUCUGCC
This is a messenger RNA of Magnolia sinica, 2324 nucleotides long. RefSeq names its product ARM REPEAT PROTEIN INTERACTING WITH ABF2. The transcript has a single exon. Gene Ontology annotation, biological process: cell surface receptor signaling pathway. NCBI's taxonomy places the organism in Eukaryota, Viridiplantae, Streptophyta, Magnoliopsida, Magnoliales, Magnoliaceae. The coding region runs from base 144 to 2030 and encodes 628 amino acids. Gene Ontology annotation, molecular function: protein binding. The record is from RefSeq and is a predicted model, not a curated record.